Messenger RNA from Choloepus didactylus (southern two-toed sloth), 3751 nucleotides. RefSeq names its product septin-4. The transcript has 11 exons. The record is from RefSeq and is a predicted model, not a curated record. The coding region runs from base 2098 to 3585 and encodes 495 amino acids. Gene Ontology annotation, biological process: regulation of exocytosis; cytoskeleton-dependent cytokinesis. Gene Ontology annotation, cellular component: septin ring; septin complex; sperm annulus. NCBI's taxonomy places the organism in Eukaryota, Metazoa, Chordata, Mammalia, Pilosa, Megalonychidae. Gene Ontology annotation, molecular function: molecular adaptor activity; GTPase activity; GTP binding.
UGGAUGGGAACUGUCUUCCCCUGUAUGAUUCAGGCUUAAAGUCAGAAAAUGAUUCAGCCAUUGGCAGAGCUGGGGACUGGGAUGGACGGACAGGAGGUAAGGACCCUGGUGUCCUGACAACUUGUGCUGAGCCCCUGUGGCCUGCCCCAUGCUGAUGAGCAGCCAGGGCUGGCAGAGAGGGUGGUGCUGAGUUCUUGGUAGUUGUGCUGGAAGAUCAUGGGGGACGGGGUCUCCAUCAGCACUUACCCUUCUCCUUUCCCUGCCACCACUCCCCACCCCCAGUGUCUGUGAGGAAACCAGGCUGAACAUAGUACCAUCUCUACCACGUUUAUCCUGACCCCCUGACAGAGACAGGGGGUCAAAGAAAAAGGGAGAGGAGCAAGCCAGGAAGCUUGCUCGGGACUGACUGCCAGGACACUGUGGGGCUGUGCUGAGGGGAAGGGCUUCCUGGAAUUCCCCAGACUCUUGCUAUCAGCCAACAAGACCGGCUGCCCUCUAGUCCCAUCCCUUCUCUUGCUAUAUAAUUAAUUGUCCAACCCGGGAUACUUUUGUGAGUGCAAGGGGGCACAUAAACUGGGAUGUUUGUGUAUGGUCACCCCAUUGGACCCCACACAUAUUAGACCCCCCCAAAAUAUAUAUGGAUGAGAAAAGCCUGUUCAGUCAGGCUUGCCUCAGGACACUUUCAUCACUAAGCCCCCAUAAGCUGGCUCCAGUUUCAGGCUAAAGGGCUCUCUUUUCCUCCCCUCUGUCCAGGCAAACCCUGGAGACUAUCAUUAUAGGCAGAUGUGGGACUUGAGAGGUGACAGCCUGGAAGCCCUUAGGGGACUUUCCUCUCCAGCCCACCUAUCUCGAUCCCCCCCUCUCUGGCACAAACCUGGCAGUGUGCAAGUUCUCCUCCCUCGAGUCUUCUCUUUGCUUGGAAAAAUUGUAAUGGCAGGAAGACCAGGGCCACCUUAUCUCCCCCUACCCUGCCUGGGACUACACCAUGGUCUGGGGUAGCCCCUGAUGGCUUGGCCAGCCCCUAAAGAGUGAGUCAGUCUCUGCAGCCGGCCCUUGUCCAUUGUCUGGGGGUGGCACAUGGCUAUUGUGGGGCAGAGCUGAGCCCAGCACUGCCAGGCACCCCAUGAGGAGUGCUUGCCCCCAAGAAGAGGGGAAGCUUUAGGGUCUAGAGCUGAGGGCAGGGUUAGGAGAAGCAGCCCCUCUUCCAAGCUGGGGUUGGAGUGGAACAGCAUCUGCAGAGGAGCCAGACCAUUCUCUGCCUACCUGUGGCUCAUGGUUCAGGCCAGUCCCCUUCUCACUGCUGGCUAGAGAUGGCUCUGGGCAAGGGGGGCAACUGAGGGGCACUGCCCUCUUUAUGACCCUCACAGUUGGGGACUGUCAGCAGUUUUGGAGGCUCAGCAUCAUUCAGCCCUCCCUGAGCUAUUCCAUACCUGUGUCCUCCCAUCCUCCCUCACCUGGCCCCUCCCCACUGUCCUUCACCAAUACUCAGCAAGUGGAACUUUCUCUUCUGAGGCCCAAGGUUGGGCUCUGGUGUGGCUUUGUGUCUGGAGUGAAGGGGGCAUGGUCAGCUGUAUUGACCUCUGGGCAAUGAGCCCUAAGGAGUAAGUACUCCCCCAGUGAAAUCUGCACCUCAGUCCAGUAAAGGAGGCUCCGAGCCCCCUGCUGGCUCUUGACUUACUUGGGACCUGCUGCUCCCUCCUCCCUUUUCCCCUUACCUCCUGAUCCUGCUCCAUGCUGACUCUGCAUUCUCCCUUGAAUCCUGAGCCACCUCUCCUCUCAGCUCUAAAUGCCUCUCUCUGCUCCCCUUUACCCAGUCCCACUCCUGACCUUUGGGGCAUCCUCUGGCCUCUGGUUUUGCCAGAUUCCCAGAAAGGGCAACCUCAACAAACACCCUUCUGGACUGAAGCUCCAGGAUUGUAGCUACACAGUACCCAAGAGCAGGUGCCAGGACUUUGGGGGCUGCCCAGGGCUCCCUUUGGACCCCAGGGCCCUUCCUUGUAUCUUGCAUUGGGGCAGCACGUGAGCAGGUAAAGGUAAGAUGGUGGCCACUUCUUCUGGCUUGGCUGCUAGUGCAGUUUCUUUCUCUUCUAACCACAAAUGCUUUCCUCUCUCUCCUUCUCGCCUUAUCCUGUCUUCCUCCUGUAUUUUUCCCUUCCUGCCACCUCCCACAUACCCUCCACCCCCUAUCCCCAGAUUAAGCGCUUCCUGGAGGACACAGAUGAUGCAGAACUGACCAAGUUCGUGAAGGAUUUCCCGGGAAGCGAGAGCUGCCGCCAACCGGAAGCCAAGACCUGGGCAUCCAGACCCCAAAUCCCGGAGCCAAGGCCCCAAAUCCCAGAGCCAAGGCCCCUGACCCCGGACCUCUGUGAUGACCUGGAGUUCAGACCCCCCUCGUGGCCCCAGCCCUCUGACAGCCAGCAGUACUUCUGUGCCCCAGCCCCCUUCAGCCCCCCAGCCCGGCCCCGCAGCCCAUGGGGCAAGCUCGAUCCCUAUGACUCCUCUGAGGAUGACAAGGAAUAUGUGGGCUUUGCGACCCUCCCCAACCAGGUCCACCGAAAGUCUGUGAAGAAAGGCUUUGAUUUUACCCUGAUGGUGGCAGGAGAGUCUGGCCUUGGCAAAUCCACCCUUGUCAAUAGCCUCUUCCUCACUGACCUGUAUCGGGACCGGAAACUCCUAAGUGCUGAAGAGCGGAUUAUGCAAACCGUGGAGAUCACCAAGCAUGCAGUGGACAUAGAAGAGAAGGGCGUGAGACUGCGGCUCACCAUUGUGGACACGCCAGGUUUUGGGGAUGCAGUCAACAACACAGAGUGCUGGAAGCCUGUGGCAGAAUACAUUGACCAGCAAUUUGAGCAGUAUUUCCGAGAUGAGAGUGGCCUGAACCGCAAGAACAUCCAAGACAACAGGGUGCACUGCUGCCUGUACUUCAUCUCACCCUUCGGUCACGGGCUCCGGCCGUUGGAUGUUGAAUUCAUGAAGGCCCUGCAUCAGCGGGUCAACAUCGUGCCUAUCUUGGCAAAGGCAGACACACUGACACCUCCUGAAGUGGAUCACAAGAAACGCAAAAUCCGGGAGGAGAUUGAGCGCUUUGGAAUCAAGAUCUACCAGUUCCCAGACUGUGACUCUGAUGAGGAUGAGGACUUCAAAUUACAGGACCAAGCCCUAAAGGAAAGCAUCCCAUUUGCUGUAAUAGGCAGCAACACUGUGGUAGAGGCCAGAGGGCGGCGAGUUCGGGGCCGGCUGUACCCUUGGGGCAUUGUGGAAGUGGAAAAUCCAGGGCACUGCGACUUUGUGAAGCUGAGGACGAUGCUGGUACGUACCCACAUGCAGGACCUGAAGGAUGUGACACGAGAGACGCACUAUGAGAACUAUCGGGCACAGUGCAUCCAGAGCAUGACCCGCAUGGUGGUGAAGGAACGGAAUCGCAACAAACUGACUCGAGAGAGUGGUACCGACUUCCCUAUCCCUGCUGUCCCACCAGGGACAGAUCCAGAAACUGAGAAGCUGAUCCGAGAGAAAGAUGAGGAGUUGCGGCGGAUGCAGGAGAUGCUGCACAGAAUCCAAAGGCAGAUGAAGGAGACCCAUUAGCUGGCUUUUAGCCCUGGAUAUUUAAAUCUCCUCCUCUUCCUCCUGCCAUGCCUGCCCCUUCCAGCACCAGCUCUGCUCAGGUCCCUACAGCUUACUGCCACUUUGCCUUUCAUCCCUGCUCCCUCUCCAGAGACUCAGAGGAAAAUAAAGUAACAAAUCUAUCGGU